CCCCCCCCCCCCACAUGUACUAGGGUAACCAAGAUUCCUACAACAUUGCAUUCAUCAUCUCUUUUAAAGUUCAUUUUUUGCAUUUAGAAACUCCAUUACAUUCUAGUGAAUAAGGAGUUGUAGUUUGAUGGACAAUUCCAUGUUCUUUACAUAAUUCAUCGAAAUGACCAUCAUACCACCUCCUCUUUUGCUUCUAACUAUCUUUAUAGUUGUUUUAACCUGAUUUUCAACCUCGAGCUUAAAUUCCUUGAAUAUAUCUAAGUUUUCAUAUUUGCUACGUAAUUAAUUUACAUAACAAUAUUUUGUGCAGUUAUCUUUGAAGAUCACAAAGUAUGUUUUCCCAACUUUAGUUUGUGUGUAUUUUAAAUCAGGUUAAUCAGUAUGAAUUAUACCUAGAGGUUCAUUGGUUCUUUCAAGGUGAUGGCGUUUUGUGAGCUUACCAUGCACACAUAUUUCACAUUUUCAAUACUUGUUUUGUAUUUUGGGAGUAUAUUUAGAUUCAUUAAUCUUUGUAUCUAGUUGUAGUUCAGAUGGCCUAAGAAUUCAUGCCAUAUAUUAAAAGACUUAAUCAAAUAAGCAUAUGGCUUCUUCUUAUUCAUUGAAACUUUUGGAGCUAUACUUUCAGAAGGAUUGUCAUUACAUUCAUCUUGACCACUCCAUCCUUAACAUACCCUUACCCAAGUAAACUUCAUUCUUCCUAAAAACGAGCUUGUCAGCCCCAAGAGUCAUGGCCAACACACAACAAUCUGUCAUCAUCGAUUUCCAGCUACAAUCUAUCAUUGACAAUCAAGGUAAUUUUAAUGACUCUACGACUGAGAGCAUGGAAUUCAUGUUAACUUAUCAUGAGAUUCAUCACCCCGACUCAACAUUCCUUAUUCAAGAGACUAACCCAUUUGUGAUGAUUUUACUAAGAGAGAAGGACAAUAUCUUAGCUAAUGAUCUUCAAGUUACUCUAACCAUCAGAGACUACAAUCAAAACGCUACUGUAAGACUUGACGUCGAUCUAAUCAUCACGGACCAAGAGGGAACUAAUAGGCCUCCAACUACAAAAGAGGAAAAUGAUAUAUGCACUAUCUUCUUCGAGAAUUGCAACUAUGUAAACAAUAUUUGCUCUUGUACAUGCGGCCGUAAUUUUUAUUUUCUUUGAAUUGAUUAAUGGCUUCGUACAAAUAUAAGUUGUCAACUGUGUAGGGAAAGUAAUCUAUGAGUCCAUCUUAGAUACUAUUAAUAAGGAGGUUAUCAUGUUUUAACCUCCAAUAUCAUUUCAGUACUAUUUUCAACUUCAGUUAUAAACAUCAAACAAAAUAAAAACAUAUCUUUCCUCACUAAUAAAUAUUUAUCCCUAACCAUUCCGUUCGACCCUGAAUAUCAUAUACAUUUCAACUAACACAAUAUAUACACAACAUAGUUUUAGAAUUAAAAUUACACUAAUAAACACGUACUAGAUCCGGACCCGCCUGAACGGGCGGGAUUUUAUUCAUAAAACUUAAAUUGUUCGUAAAAAUAUAUUUAGUGUUAUCUCUUUUGAUCAUAAUCUUGUAUAAAAUAUUUGAUGUGUUGUAAUUUUUGAAUAAGUUCUUAUAAUUUGGUUAAUUUGUUUAAUAUGCUAUGAAAAGACACAUUUUAUAUAUAUUGUUGAUUACAUGUUUAGAAAAUUUGAAGUAAGUUUUUCAGUUAUAUUAGAAAUUCUGAAGUAAUAUGAAAUAUAGUUGAUAUUUAUUAAAUAUUUAAAUAAAAUGUACAUGUAUUUUUGUGAAAUUUAUUUUUAUUUGCAACACAUUAUGAAAGUAAUAAACUAAGUUAAUAUUUGAAGUGAUACGAAUGCAUGUCAUUUGCCAAACCAUUACCCAUUUUUUCAAACCAAUCGUGUGUGGGAGAAAAAUCAAAUAUAUGAUUUAGUUAGAUUUCAUUAGGUAGAUUAUAAUUUAUAUAUUAAUAUAUAUAUUUAUAUAUAUAUAUAUAUAUCACACACAAAUAGAUGUUAGGUACAACAUAAUAUUUUUGUUUUAAUAAAAGAGAUGAAUAGGUCCAAAUUUAAAUGACAAUCUUCAAACAGUAGAUAAAAAUAAGACUCUAUUUUAAUAGAUUAGAUUUUUUUUUGUCUUGUCUCCAUUAAAUUAUUUUUGGUAUAAUUUGCAAAAUUCUUAAAAUCAGAUUUUAUUUCAUUUUCCUUACAUUAUUUAAGAAUAAUAUACUAACAACUAACUCAUUAGACACUACUAACCAACCCCAUAAACCCCAGCUUUUGAACAUAAAAGCGCUAAUAACGCUAAUGGUCGAUAAAAUCAUAACGAAGAUAAGAUAUGAAAAUAUGUACAUAUAUGAAUUCGCCUGUUAUUCUUAUAUCAACCUAAUCAAACUGUGUGACUUCCAAUGUUUCAUUCAUCGCCAUUAUAGUUAAGCCAGAAAAAACAAAUGUAAACAAAAAAAACGACAAAAUCCCGUACACAAAACUACACAAUUCAUCAACAACGUACCCAACUCCGCGCUUGCACAUGAGCUAUGCCCCUAGUUUAAAUAGUUAUAGAGUUCAAGUAUGAAUUUGCACUUACUUUUUGGUCUAAAAACCAAGACCGAAAUUGUACAGGUCAAAAUUGGCUAUUUUCCCUAACUUGAGCACCGCAACAUCGAAAAGGUGGAAAACAAUAGAAAUAGCAACAAAGCUUCAAGCGGCUGAUCCUUAGAAUCUCAAACAUAACAGUAAGAAAUAAUAAUGAUUGAUAAUCGUUACACGACUCACCAAUCAUCAGGAGUGAUGAUCUUAGACCACCUCCAACGGAGGCUUUUAGAGGUGGUUCUUAAAAAAAAUGAAAAAAAGGAAAAAUCAAGAGAACCAGUGUCUAACUAAGGGGUACGUGCCCUCUGUGUAUUGGUCGUCUCUCUCUCUCUUCCUUCGUCGAUGGUUUUUUUUUUGUCUCAGAUCCACAGUUCAAACGAUCUCGAAUCUACUCGCCAUGAACAACACCAUGCUGAACUGCUAAGGUUUGAAGAUGAAGAGGUUGAAGAGAGCUAUCAAAGGCUGAGGGAAAGAGAGAGAAGCCAUGCGUAUCUGCAUAACUGUGCUAGGGCUUACUGCUCUACCAUGGACCAUACUUAUCUCAUCCCUCAUCUACGCUUGAUCAUGGUUCAAUGGAUAUUGUGCAGGUGGAGCGAAGACAUAAAGCUUGUGGAGUUGUACAUAAAGCUUGUGGAGCAAUCAAAUGUCAUUGAUGUGCCUGGUUUGUCUUAUAGAAACAUCCCUUCCGUUGCCUCAACUGCUAUAGGAGAGCUGGCUAUAUCCAAAGGAAGACAGGGAAGAGAAGCACAAAACCUAUUGAGGGUAACUCGGUAUAUGUGGCGAAUAUUCGUCUGGCGAAUAUUCAUCUUAAGGGAGUUGAAACAGGUGUCUUAGUUACUACAUAUGAACCUAUUCUCAUCAAGUAAGUCUCACCAACGUUAACCUUGUUGUUGUUCGACAUUGUCUUUGGGUCUCAUGUGUUUUGUAUAUUGUGCAUAUGAACCUAUUCUCAUGUUUUUUUUUCAUGGUUGUUUAAAAUUUUUAAUUAUAAAUUUGUAUUUGUAUUUUUAAUAUGUUCUUAUGUCAUAUUUGUUUAAAUUUUAUGAAAUCCAAUAAUUUAUAA
Molecule: messenger RNA, 3620 nt
Organism: Brassica rapa (field mustard)
Lineage: Eukaryota; Viridiplantae; Streptophyta; Magnoliopsida; Brassicales; Brassicaceae
Biological process (GO): protein import into nucleus
Cellular component (GO): nucleus
Molecular function (GO): small GTPase binding; guanyl-nucleotide exchange factor activity
Source: RefSeq, a predicted model, not a curated record